Messenger RNA from Pseudogymnoascus verrucosus, 1086 nucleotides. RefSeq lists its product as uncharacterized. NCBI's taxonomy places the organism in Eukaryota, Fungi, Ascomycota, Leotiomycetes, Thelebolales, Thelebolaceae. The record is from RefSeq and is a predicted model, not a curated record. Gene Ontology annotation, biological process: secondary metabolic process. The transcript has a single exon. The coding region runs from base 17 to 673 and encodes 218 amino acids.
AGAUAGGUUAUAUAGCAUGUUGGUCGUCCCUACCUAUGUACCUCCUCCCAUCUUUGAAUUUCCCACCAGGGUUUCACUACUAGAAGUCCGCGCCUCGAAUUCCCUCGCUGCGUCUACCUUGCCUCCAGGGCUCGUGGCCAUCUUCGCUGGUGCAACCAGCGGCAUUGCUGAGGCAACGCUAAAGCAAUUUGCAAAGCACAUUGUGAGACCGCGCAUCUACUAUAUCGGCGAGUUCGAGGAAGCCAGUGACCGUGUAGCCAAAGAUCUGAAGAAGAUUAAUCCGGAGGAUGAGUACAUCUUCGUCAAGGCGGACCUCAUUACAGUCAAAACGGUGGAUGAAGCCUGUAAAAAUAUUAAGGCUAAGGGGGAGACUCUCAAUCUCCUCUUUUUGACUAUGGGAGUGGGAGACUCAUAUCAAGAAUAUACAACAGCAAUAACUCCUCACACCCGCGCCUGCUUUUUUCUGCACCUCCUCCCUCUUCUCCAAAAAACACAAUCCUUCCGUCGCGUCGUCACCGUUUUCUAUGACACCGAAAAGGACAACAUCGCCGUCUCUGAUAUCCGGGGCCGCAACAACCCCCUCCGCCGCCAUGCAGCCACAUUCAUGACGCUCCCUCUUGCCACAGCUAUGGUCCCAGGCGUUUAUUCGUCAACUGUUUUUCGGAUCGUCUGAGGAGGAAAACCAAACCCAAAGCUACGGGGCUUUUGAGAGUUAAGAGGGUUAUUGAUCUUUUGCUCUAUAAGCCAACGGGCAGCCAGGCGCAUGCUAUUUGUUUACUGCUACAAGCGCGAGGUAUCUUGCUGGCGUGAAGGACGAGAUGGCAGGCGUGCCAGUAAGUUCAGAUGAAGCGGAGACUGAUAGGGAUGUGGCAACCGGGGUGUAUUCUAUCCAAUUAAAUGCAGAAGCCGAGAGGGCCAAGAUGAGAAGGGCUUAGUUGUGGGCAAGGUAUAAGAAAGGUGUGUUUCGAAAUCAACCGCGACAUGGGGGAGUACGAUUUCGGUAUUCUCCUCCGACAGAUCUGGGAGUCUAAGAUCUCGCCUACAAACCACAUUUUCUACUAUAUACAUUCAUGUAGACAAUCCAAC